Molecule: messenger RNA, 1206 nt
Organism: Psilocybe cubensis
Lineage: Eukaryota; Fungi; Basidiomycota; Agaricomycetes; Agaricales; Agrocybaceae
Exons: 7
Coding region: 1-1206 (401 amino acids)
Source: RefSeq, a predicted model, not a curated record
AUGGCUCACCUCUGCACUGCACCCGUCGUAGAUUCUACACUAGACAACGGCUUCGCAGAUAGCGACCGUGUAUCCUCGGCAUACUUGCACCACCAAGAGAGUUCGUACAUGGAUCGAUGGACCGACGUUGACGAAUCCUGUAAGCUGGAUGCGCCAUUGGGAAGCACUUGGGUGUCUUUCGCUGAUUUGAAAUCACCCCAGUAUCAAGAUGGUCUCAAGCUAUUUCUCGAGUGUCUGGUUGAGCUAGAUCAGCUAGAUGCAAAUUCUCCACUUAGAUUGAUAAUGGAGGGCGGUGGUCCCCUUUUUAUGUCCCAACAUCACCUGGAAGACCCCCAAUUCAUCUUACCUUCUGCACGAAGAUUCACACCAGAGCCAGGGGAUGCGUAUCAUAGCUCGAACAAAUGUCCCGUAGCUCCCCCCACUGGAAGGCAGCUCAAUGCCCCCACAUCAUCAAGAUUCCCAUAUCACGAACCAUCAUUAACGUCGCCUAAUGGGCACAAUUAUAAUGAGCACCUUUCGGUUUCAUUACCCAUCGCGCCACUUUCAGAUUCAACAGUAUCAAAGUCUACGCCAUUCUGGUCGAUGUCGGAGGAAUCCUCGCACCCAAAAUCACCCUCCUUUCCCAUCGAUGACAGUCUGAGACUAGACCAAACCGACAGUUGGAAUACGACUGCCGUCCGCGACAUGCCUGGCAGCAAAGCAGUUGUACUACAAAACCAGCGACAGCAGUUGCAACUGUCGAGCACAGUGAUAUGGCCCAGCCACAGCCAUUAUCCAACAAGCUCUUUCUCCUCGUCCAGAGAGGAGAAAGAAAAUAACAUAAUCGAAUCCACCACCGACGCACAUGGAAUUAGCUCCGGGCACCAAAUGCCCGUAGAGCACGUAAAUGACAGCCAUGCACGAGGAAGGGAUGGAAGCGAGGAACUGCCACAUUCAAGGCGUAACCCGGAGAGCAAAAGGAUCUCCCGAAAGAGAUCCCACGCAGAUGCGAUGGCGGAGGACGGUCAUGCAGAUGACCUCCCCACAGCAAAAAAGAGCAAGGCCAUGGUGGCAGGACCAAGCUCAGAAACCGUCGCAGGGCCGAAGAGGAGUGUCAAGCGACCGAUCCAAGUACAAUCGGCGCUCCCCGAGAUGAUGGCGCAGGUGGCAGAUGGGGUGGAGAUAGUGGAGGCUAGUGAGAUCGAGAACGAUGGUAUUGAGGCGUAG